This is a messenger RNA of Fragaria vesca subsp. vesca, 1060 nucleotides long. Its product is annotated as COP9 signalosome complex subunit 7-like. NCBI's taxonomy places the organism in Eukaryota, Viridiplantae, Streptophyta, Magnoliopsida, Rosales, Rosaceae. The record is from RefSeq and is a predicted model, not a curated record. Gene Ontology annotation, cellular component: COP9 signalosome. The transcript is spliced from 10 exons. The coding region runs from base 1 to 828 and encodes 275 amino acids.
AUGGACAUGGAGCAAAAGCAAGAGGAGCUCAUCGAUCACUUCGUCAAGCAAGCCUCGUCUCUCACCGGCGCCUCCCUCGCCUCCCUCGUCUCCGAGGCAACCUCCCACCCUUCCCUCUUCGCCUUCUCCGAGAUUCUCUCCGCCCCUUCCCUUCUCCAGUGCAAGAUUUUCAAUCCUGUGGAUAUGACGUCACCAAUGGAUGCGCUUGAAGGAACAGAGAAUUCUGUGUACCUCGAUGUGCUUCGUCUGUUUGCGCACGGCACAUGGAGUGAUUACAAGAGUAAUGCCGGUCGUCUUCCACAAUUGGUCCCUGAUCAAGCACUGAAGCUAAAGCAGUUAACUGUGCUUACACUUGCAGAGACAAACAAGGUACUACCAUAUGAUCAGCUAAUGCAACAGUUAGAUGUUGCAAAUGUACGUGAACUUGAGGAUUUUCUCAUUAAUGAGUGCAUGUAUGCGGGCAUAGUAAGGGGAAAGUUGGACCAGUUAAGAAAAUGCUUUGAGGUCCAAUUUGCUGCAGGGAGAGAUCCGAGACCUGAACAACUUGGGAGUAUGAUCGAGACACUAUCAAAUUGGUUGGUUACGUCAGAUAACCUUCUUAUCUCAAUUCAAGAGAAGAUGAGCUGGGCUGAUAAAAUGUCUGAACUGAACAAGAAGCAUAAAAAGGAAAUUGAAGACAAGGCUGAAGAAGUAAAGAAAACAUAUUCUUUGAAGGCCGACAAUGACUUCCGGGGGCAUGAGGAGAUAUACUCCGAACCUGGUGGAGUGAUGGACUAUGAGGAAGACCGAAGUCGACCAAAGAGGAGACGUCAUCCGAUAUAUAGAUGAGAGAUUGAGAGUUGAGAGGUGGUAGAAGGAAGUGUAUAGGCAAGUAUUAAAGCCUAGUUUUUGUUCAUGACAUUCCCAGACCUGUUGAUGUCUCCUCUUUGCGACCACAAUCUCAGAAAUUAAACUUUUGUUCUUUAUACUAUUUACCCUGUUUUGAACCCCUUACUAUGCCAAUUGAAGUGUAAUGCUACCACAACUGUAAUGCUAAAUUUCGUGAUGAAAUGUUUCUUUG